AAAAAUACUAGGCAUAGAAGCCAACAGUAUACGUAUAGGAAACAUUCCAUAAACAAUUCCACAAAGAUACACUCUCAAUUGAACCAACUUCUACCCAACCCACCCGUUAUGAGCCCUCACGCCGCCCCCGCAAUAGCAAUCCAAGACGCCGGAGCCUCAAGCCACAUAGGCUCCCGGCAAGCCCAACAAGACAAAUACACCCUCCUCCUCCCGCCCGAUUUCCCGACUAAAUCCCCGGACGAAUUGGCCUUCUUCGCUGUUUACGAUGGACAUGGGUCAAGCAUGGUAUCCUCGCACGCAAAUGAGAAUAUCCGACGGUUCUUGCAGGAAAGCGAGGAGCUUGGGGCGGGUCGGUACGAGGAGGCUAUUAGGGAGGUUAUUUUGAGGGAGGAGAGGGCGUUAUUAGAGGGUUUUAGCGGGGGAGAGGAGAAAUUUUCGACGACGGGAUCCACGGCUGCGAUGGCUUUGGUUAAUUUGACGAGGGGGUUUAUGGUGGUUGGGAAUUUGGGGGAUUCGGGGGUUUUGAUUGGGGAUUAUGACUAUUCUGGGAAUGGGUUGGAUGAGGGUGAAGAGGCAGGGAAUAUUCGUUGCUCGACGAAGGCGCAUAAACCUGGUGACUCUAGUGAGAAGGCCCGGAUUGUGGAUGCAGGGGGUAGGGUUAAUACGGAUAGUGGGAGUGAGAGGAUAGGUACUUUGAAUAUGUCCCGGGCGCUUGGUGACUUGCAGUAUAAGGAGCCCCUUAUCAAUUCAGGGACAGGGCCGCUUAAUGAAGCGCAGGAGAGAGCUUGCAUUUCAUCGUCUAUUGAACAACAGAAUCUGUUAUCCAACGAGCCAUUCGUGACUCAAGUCAACCUGAACGACGGUAGCCAACAUGUUGUGGUCUUGGCCACUGAUGGCGUGACUGACGCCCUCACGGACGAUGCUAUAAUAAAUGGGAUAUUAAUGUGUUAUCGCUCUGGGUUGAGUGCAACAGAGUCCUCGGAAGAUAUGGCUGGCACGGCUGCAAGUUUGCCUGGUAGUGAUAAUGCUACUUGUAUCGCGGUGUUUAUUGAUGGCACCUCAUGAGUUGUGCUAAACUUUUCUGAAUGAAGGAUAUAGCCGAGUUUGAUUUAUAUGCAAUGCAGCUAACGAUUUCCAAGAUAGAAGAAU
Aspergillus alliaceus is the source of this 1149-nucleotide messenger RNA. RefSeq names its product PP2C family serine/threonine-protein phosphatase. Gene Ontology annotation, molecular function: protein serine/threonine phosphatase activity; cation binding. Lineage: Eukaryota; Fungi; Ascomycota; Eurotiomycetes; Eurotiales; Aspergillaceae. The transcript has 5 exons. The record is from RefSeq and is a predicted model, not a curated record. Bases 109 to 1065 code for a protein of 318 amino acids. Gene Ontology annotation, biological process: protein dephosphorylation.